Molecule: messenger RNA, 2590 nt
Organism: Eurytemora carolleeae
Lineage: Eukaryota; Metazoa; Arthropoda; Copepoda; Calanoida; Temoridae
Product: OTU domain-containing protein 5
Biological process (GO): protein deubiquitination
Molecular function (GO): cysteine-type deubiquitinase activity; K63-linked deubiquitinase activity
Source: RefSeq, a predicted model, not a curated record
CAAUGUGUCUCCACCGUAGCUGUCAGCACUCAGCAGUUAAGUGUUCUAAGCCCUGAAACUACGUCAUUUCUGUUGGAUGGCACCGUUUUAAUUCGCCUUGUAAAAUUUAUGAACGCACAGAUCUCAAAUCGUCGACGAAUGUGAGCUCGUAAAUUGUGAGAGUGCCUGUUAAAGGGACAAAAUGACGAUUUUGCCGAAAAAGAAGACUGUAGGAGGGAAGAACGAGGGGGAAAAUGAAACCCAUCUCGGGGGUGGGGGAUAUCUGGCCUCCAAUCAAGGUUCAGAGGAACUUCUAUUUGUCGCAGCAAACGUACCGUCGGACACUAGAUGGGGGAGUCGACAGGAGACACGGCCUCCUUCAACAUCAUCGCCCUCGCACUGGUCCUCAGCCUCCGGUUCUAGGGAGGAGAAGAGACACUCCUCUCCGGUCCAUCCUGCCGAUUUCGAGGAUUCUCUGGACGGAGUACCAGCUAAACGAGCCAGACAAGCACAUCCCCGCCAUGCUAGGUCCAGGAGCAGUACAUAUGUUUCUAGUCCAUCUUCAUCAAGGGUGGAAACUCCACUACAAGAGGAGCAGGACGGAGAAUACAGAGAUGAAGCCGGAUACGGGGCGGAGGGCAGAUAUGGGGCGGAGAGUGGAUACCGGGAGGAAGAGGAACUAGCAGGAUACAACUCGGAAGACGAAUACAGCCAUGUGGGCGUUACACUGACAGAGGCAGAGUGGGUGGAGAAAGAUUUGAGGUUUGAAAGAGUGAUGAGAAGAAAAGGAUACACUAUAAAACUAAUGGGUGAGGACGGAGCCUGCUUGUUUAGAGCUGUGGCUGAUCAACUUUAUGGAGACCAGGACAUGCAUCGCAGAGUUAGAUCUCAGUGUAUGAACUAUAUUGAAAGUAAUAAUGAUUACUAUGCACAAUACGUGACUGAAGACUUUAAAGAAUAUGUACGAAGAAAACGCCUUACCCAAGUACACGGAAACCAUCUUGAAAUUCAGGCGCUUUCAGAAUUGUAUAACAGGCCAAUUCACAUUUAUUGCUACAGUUCAGAGCCGAUAAAUAUCUUCCAGAACGUGAACCGAUCCAGUAGUGAACUCAGUAUACCUAUUCGUCUCUCUUACCAUAGAGGGGUUCAUUACAACAGUGUAGUAGAUCCUAACAAUUCAGCCAUAGGUGUAGGCCUGGGUCUACCAGGAGUGAAACCAGGUUGCAAUACCUCUGAUCUCUCAGCUGUCCUAGCACAGAACGACAACAACCUGACAGAGACCCAGAUGCUGGAGGAUAAAAUCAGGUUUACAGACUGGGAGGCUACCAACGAGGCUAUAGAGGAACAGGUUGCCAGGGAGAGUUAUCUUCUGUGGGUUCAAGAGCAAGAGAAAGCUAGGAAUAAAGCAAACAGGAAUCCUCCCGCUGCUACUGUAACCUCAGGCCAAAUGUCUCCCCGAGGUUCAGGCGGAGCCUCACCCCGUCCUCCCUCCGUAUCCUCCCCUCGACCCCUCCCGUCCUCCUCUACUCGACCUCGACCUGGAGCAGGGACCUCUCCUCGGCCUCCAUCCGGUCACAACUCCCCCCAGGCCGGAUGUUCCAGUCAACCGGAUGCAGGGAGUCCUGAGCCUGGGAGUAGUAGGAGCGGAUGCUCCGGGAGUAGUUUUAGCGGGAGCUCCGGGGUUGGUUUGAGUGGUGGAGCAAGUAUUGACCAUGGACUUGGUCCAGGAUUUCGCCUAAGGGUUGGAUGAGGAUGAAGGUAUUCUGAGUCAGGUGUUGGCUGAGUCCCAGCAGGAGUACCUAGAGAGUUUGAAGAGGAAAGCUGAAGAGGAGAAGGAGUAAGAGUUGAGAAUUCAUCCAGACAAAACAAAAAUCUAAAUUUAAAUGAUUGCAAAAUUUCUAUGCAUUAUUGUAUUUCGGGUAGCUAGUAAUUGUAUUACUAUUACUAGUUGCUUUAAAUCAUGUGAUUAACAAUAUAAACAGGACGUCAAAACAAUAUUUUUUUAGAACACUAUUUUUCUGGUAUUUUGUCUUUUCCCCCUCUUCGGUCACGUUUUCCUUCAACAGUAUGCUUCUCUUUUAUUGACUGAUAAACGCAAAGUAUAAUCCACGUGUCUUAGUAAAUUUGAUUAUGUCUACUUAAAUUGCUUGCAUUAAUAUCUGUUUUUAUUAAUCAAGCUGUUUAUAGAAAAUUUUCUUUUCGGCCAUCUUUUUCUUGUUGAAUUAUUAUUUAAAUUUGCAUAUUUCUAGUGUUUUUUUACGUUAGUUUUGGAGCUGUAACUUUUCAUUUAAAAAUAUUGUUUUCGAGAAGCAUCAAAUCAUGGGUGCCAAAGCACAAACUGAUAUUAGUAAAUGGAGAAACAUUUUUUGUUGGCAUUAAGUAUUUUUUGUUGUUGAUUUUUCAGGGUUAAAUAUUGUUAUACUUAAAACACCAAUUAUCGUAAAAAAGUAAAUAGUUUUUUUAAAGUUUUAUUUCGUUGAAAGUUCAAGUUCCAUAAUUAAAGAAAAUAUAUACCCUUGUAAUGAUCACUUCGGCUGUCGUAAGGCAAAAAGUAAAUCACUUUGAAUAUUCAAGGAUUGUCAGAUUUCGAAAUAUAUAAUUUAAAAAUAUA